AUUAGGAUCUAUCCUCUGACCGUCCGCGCGCGUCCAUCAUCGCUCCUUGCCGAAUUCGACUCGGGGUUUUUUUUCGAAGUGGUCCAGCUGUACUGUACUUGUGACGGUUUGAACCGGCUCAACCCAGUCCAGUCCGUUCUCCAAACGGAGACCCCAAUUCAACACCAUGGGGUUCUUCUUGGACGAUGCCUAUGCCAAUCGGCAUCCCGCUGGCUGGGAUCACGCAGCCGAGCAGCGGCGCAAGGAGAGCGUGCAGCAGCAAAGUUCGAGAAAAGCCAGCUCGAUCAUAUCCCCAACCAGUUCCACUGGACUCAUGCCAAAGCGCUCGAAUGACAAGCGCGGUUCCGUCUUCCAGCUCCGCUCACGGAGCAACACCGUUACCUCCCAAACCUCGACUGCUGGCUCCGGAUCGCGUUCCCCUGCGCCACACCGAGAGUCGAACAAGAGCGACGACUCCUCCCGGCGGAGUUCUUCGCUCGAUGGCCGGAGUUUCUCGGAUGCCCCUAGUUCGACCGAUAGUGUGGACGCUGCAUCCAGGUCGCUGCUGUACGUCAGUACGGUGGGCAAGAAAUUAAAAAAGGCGGCGAAACGCCCUCCGUCGUCCGCGGGCUUCAGGCCGGAGCAAGAGAAGGACACCCCAGGGUCGAAAUUCCGGGGAGUCUGGAACAAUUUGCAUGGGAAGGAAAUCAAAAUCCCGGGUCCAGGUAAGGAAAUCGCGGAAUCCGACGUGAUCCUGCCGGGCAAGGACAGACGCUUAUCCGUUCCAGGCGAAUCCAACCGCAAGACGAUGAUCUCCGCUCCAUCUGAUUUCCAGCAUCUGGUUCACACUGGCCGUAACGACCUUCCCUCUCUUUUCGAAAACCGUCCUCAGACUGGUCCAUCUCCUUCGCUAGCCUCAGAGUUUACCGCAGCCAGUGCUUCGCAUCUUCCCAAACGUGAGGUUUCGCACAUGCGCACGUCCGAUCUCAAGGCCGAUGCGGCCCCCAUCAUCGAAUCCCCAUCAUUCAGCCCUUCCGGCCUCUCUGCACUCGGCCGAACAUCAACGAACGCGUCUACCUCGUCGAUUUUCGACCCUCCGUCAUGGAACCGCCGGAGCCAGGCCAACUCGAAUUUAGCAGCACAAGUUGCGCCGACGCCAUCUCCAGGGACGGUGGUACCGCCAACGCGAAUCUCAAGCCCUCCACCGGUCCGGCCAAUCCGACCUGUCCGACCCGCUCGUUCCAGUGAAUCCUUCCAAUUCGUCUCCAUGGCUUCUGCCCUCCCCGACAACCCGCCGGUACAGUCGCCUCCGCCACGACGUGCGUCUCGCCGCGUGUGGACACCGAAACAUAUUGCCGAAGAAUUGAACCAUGAAUCUCCCACGGCUCCUCAGUUCCCGGCCGACGAGUCUCCAUCCACGUUUGGUUCGGGCGCACCGAAAGCCAAUGAAGAGCUGCCGCCGCUACCACCGCUGCCGAACUUUUCACAGGAGCAGGCGGGAGAGCAUGCGCCUUUAUCAUCCGAGGCGCUUGGUAUGCAAUCGCUCUCCUUCCAAAGGGAGCUUGAGUCUCUCCAAGAAGAGCCAGAAAGCCUAUCCUCGCAGCGUGGCAGCCGAACCAGCAUGGUGCCUGACCACACCACAUUCGGAUCGCCGUUGCGUCACUCCCGAUCCUUACCAGGCAGUUCCCUUGUGGCGGUCCGAUCCAACGAAUCCGCCCAGUCCGAUCAGUCCGAGUUCCGAUCUUUCGCUCGGCCCUUCAAUCAUCCCCGACCGCGCCCGGUGUCCCAGAUGUCAGAUACCCUUGGGGCAACGGCCCCCCCGAAGAUGCACUCGAGGCGACCCAGCACACUCUCCCGUCGGCCGUCCGUUCACCGACGACCCAGCGAGGCACACCGACCCGACUCUGCCUCCUGGGAGGAUGUCAUUGACAUGAUCUAUGAGGAAGGCGGAGAGGCUCACUGUGACUUUGACUGGAGUAUCCUUGACGCUGAUGAGCCCGACCUGGAGGACUUUCUGGAAAAUGGUGACUCCACUCUUGAAAGCUCGGGGGAACUCGACACGCCUGCAUCGGGCGGCUCUCCCCAGCCUCAGAUUCCCGCCAAGAGUGCCCUGCGCCCUCGACCCGAUGCUGAUCUGGCUUUGCGACCCCUUCCCGAACUUCCCAGCUCCGACUCCUUGCCGGACCUCGACCGACGCUCGGGCAUGUCCGCCAGCACCAAUAGUAUCGGCGCCUUGACGCCGUUGGAUCAAAGCUACCAAUUUCCACCCAUUCCGGCGGUCCCAGCCAAGGAUGGGCGACGAAGGUCACCGCUGAUCGAGGUUAAUAACCAGAGUGACACCUCCAUCCCGGAGGGAGCGCGAGAUCCGUUUGCAAUGAACAUUGAUCCGUACAGCUCGCCGUUCUAUACGGCAGCUCCGACCUCCCAUCCGACCACGGAGCAGUCGACCAACCCGCCACCAAAAUCGGCGGGCAGCACCACAUCUGUGCCAGGUUCCAACGGCACCCCUCCCCCCGCUCGAUCUCGCCACUCGAGGUUCUCUUCCAUCGACUCCACUCACCUCCGCGACUCUCCAACCCAUCUCGUCGCCAUGAACGACCUCCGCCGCAGCAACUCCACCUCCACCCAGUCUCCCCCUCAUCAGCGCACCCACUCCCGCACCCACUCCCGCUCCCAUUCCCGCUCCCACGCCCUCGACCUCGCUGUCCCCGACGCCUGCACCACUGCCCUCACCGUCGACUCCAUCGUCGCCCAGCUCCGCUUCGACGCCGGUACGCGCGCCGGUUCUGGCCGCGGUUCUCCCGAGCCCGCCCGCCCCGAGGACGUUGAGCCCCGGUCGAAAAUCACCGUGCGCAAGGACCUCGACCCGCAGAAGAGCGAAGAGCUGCUCAUCCAGAUCCCGAGCCCGCUCGAGGGGUCCCGCAAGACCAGCUACGGUUUCCUGAACGCCGCGGCAUCGCCCCCGACGGAUGCCGGUGCGCCUUUGCCCAAGCCGCGGGAAACGAGGAGCUAUUCCCGAGGUACCGUCGACGUUCGGCCCUCUUCGCCCGCGAUGUUCUCCCCCUCCACCACCGCCACCACCAACUCCACCACCUCCACCCGCGACUCCACCUCCCCGUUCCGCUCCCCGCCCGCCACCUUCUCCCCCUUCCCCCCCUUGUCCGCGACGCUCCCCCUCCCCCCCAUGCCCCGUCCGUCGACCGCGGCGGGCAGCGCGCAUAAGAAGACCGUAUCCGAGGGCAAUGUGACGCGGCGUCCGUCGACGGCGAUCGGGAAGCGGAGGGGGUUCGGACACCAUCCGAUCGCGGCGCCCGCGGCGGGUGCGAGCGGGCCACCGACGCUGUUCCCGAUGGAGGGGAAGAAGAAGAAGAAGAAUAGUCUUUUAGCGUCGGCAUUUGGGAUGCCGAUGCCCACGACGGCGGGGUUGAGGAAGGUGCAGACGGCGACCACCUAGCCUGAUUUUAUUUUUUUGUUAUCGGUUCUCCUCUACCUGUGGGGAGCCUUGUUAUCUCUUUCAUUGGUCUGUGUGGCAUAUUUGUUUUUCUCUAGGAUAAGGAUACCUUGGGAUCGGGAUUGGCGGUUUUUUAUUAUUCCCCGUAACUGUUUCGAUUACGCCGACACUCGCUUGCUGCUGGGUACUGAUGGGACUAGAUCAUGAUCUUUGUAGAUAUUUUGGGAGGAUCAAAAAAGGGCAUCAUGAUCGACUUACUGUCGCUAACGAUUCGGGAUUGGGGGAUGGGGGGCGGACUGCUGCGGUCGAAAAAGGACGCCCACGCUCGCUUGGAAUGAAAUGUAUGGGACAUGGCUUAAUGAUGGAUCCUAAAGAAUGGGGUUGGGAAAUGGUCUAUCUAUUACUUUUGGACAUUCUCUCAUUGUAUAUGGAAAGGAUUCAAAACAUCCCUUCGAAA
Molecule: messenger RNA, 3887 nt
Organism: Eremomyces bilateralis CBS 781.70
Lineage: Eukaryota; Fungi; Ascomycota; Dothideomycetes; Eremomycetales; Eremomycetaceae
Exons: 1
Coding region: 167-3433 (1088 amino acids)
Source: RefSeq, a predicted model, not a curated record